Messenger RNA from Nicotiana attenuata, 1002 nucleotides. RefSeq lists its product as uncharacterized. The coding region runs from base 1 to 1002 and encodes 333 amino acids. NCBI's taxonomy places the organism in Eukaryota, Viridiplantae, Streptophyta, Magnoliopsida, Solanales, Solanaceae. The record is from RefSeq and is a predicted model, not a curated record. The transcript has 2 exons. Gene Ontology annotation, molecular function: nucleic acid binding; RNA-DNA hybrid ribonuclease activity.
AUGCCCUUCGGUCUGAGAAAUGCCGGCUCCACCUACCAACGCGCGAUGCAAAACAUCUUUGACGACAUGCUUCAUAAGUGGGUUGAAUGCUAUGUUGAUGACUUGGUGGUGAAGACGAAGAGUAGGCGUUACCACCUUGUAGACCUUCGAAUUGUUUUUGAAAGGUUAAGAAAAUUCGACUUGAAGAUGAAUCCACUCAAGUGUGAAUUUGGAGUUACCUCAGGAAAGUUUCUUGUCUUCAUUGUGUGUCAUCGUGGAAUUGAAGUUGAUCCUGCAAAGAUUGACACCAUUCAGAAAAUGCCCAAGCCAAAGAACUUGAGAGAUCUUCGAACCGUGAAAGGACAAGCACUAGCAAAUUUUCUGGUUGAUCACCCUCUUCCGACGGAAUGGGAGCUUUCGGAUGAGUUUCCAUAUGAAGACAUUUUGUUCAUCGAAGAGUUUCCACCAUGGACAAUGUUCUUUGAUGGAUCUGCACGUCGUAAUGGUGCGGGGGCAGGUGUUGUGUUGAUCUCUCCAGAAAGACAAGUCUUGCCAUUCUCUUUUGUUUUAGGUGAAACAUGCUCCCACAAUGCCGCAGAGUACCAAGCUUUGAUCAUCGGUCUCGAAAUGGCAUUAGAAAUGAUGAUUCUACAGUUGGAGAUCUACGGAGACUCUAAGCUGAUCCUCAGCCAACUUUUGGGGAGUUACGAGGUAAUAAAGAAAGAUCUAUUUCCAUACUAUCAAUACGCUUCUGGUUUACUUGAAAAAUUCGACCAAGUGUUCUUAAACCAUGUCCCAAGAGAAGAAAAUUGCAAGGCUGAUGCUUUGGCUAUCUUGGCUACGAUGAUGGCACUUGGAGAGAAUGAUUCAAUAAAGGUAUAUGUGUGUCAUCGAUGGGUUAUUCCUAGACUUCUGGAUCUUCAAAUCAACGAAAGCCAUCAUACGUCUGUUCGAGUGAUUGAAGAAGAAGAUUGGAGGCAACCACUGAUAGAGUACCUUGAACAUGGAAAGUUACCUGAAUAA